AUGACAGUCCGUGUGCCUGGGGGCCCCUCAAGGGCCCCCAAGGGGGCCCCCCAUUUCGAUAGAGAUAAAAACAGAGACAGCAGCGAUGAAGAGAUAAGCUCAGGCAGCAGCAGCGGGGGAGAGAGAGAAACAGAAAAAAAAAGAAAAAACAAAAGGCUGCAGCUGGACGAGGAUUUGCUGCAGCGUGUACGCAGUGUACACACACAGCAGCAGCAGCAGCAGCAGCAGCAGCAGCAGCAGCAGCAGAGGAAGAAGCAGAAGAAAAAGGGGCAGGGACUGAUGCUACUAGAUACAGGGGAGGGAGAAGAGCAGCAGCAGCAGCAGCAGCAGCAGCAGCAGAAAGCGCAGCAGCUGAAGCUGCAGCAGCAGCUGCAUGCAAAACUCAUCGGGUUGCGGGAUUUCUAUGUGGAGCUGCUGAAGGCCUCGGUAGCGGCAGGAGAAGGACAGGUGGAGGCUUCAACACUUACGCGGGAGACGGCUCUACUAAAAGCCAAAAGGAAAGCCAGCGGAAAAACUGUGGAUCGCCGGGCAUCGAAGGGCCGCAAAAUUCGCUACAAGCCGAUCCCCCAACUGGAGAGUUUUGCUACAGCCAUCCCCUGGGCGCCCAACACAGAGGUGCUGCCGGGGGCUGACGACCCGCUGGUGGUGGAGGGUUUAAUGAAGAACCUCUUUGCAGCUAGCUAG
Messenger RNA from Eimeria mitis, 684 nucleotides. RefSeq lists its product as uncharacterized. Bases 1 to 684 code for a protein of 227 amino acids. Lineage: Eukaryota; Apicomplexa; Conoidasida; Eucoccidiorida; Eimeriidae. Gene Ontology annotation, cellular component: nucleus; nucleolus. The transcript has 5 exons. The record is from RefSeq and is a predicted model, not a curated record.